This is a messenger RNA of Perkinsus marinus ATCC 50983, 942 nucleotides long. RefSeq names its product 60S ribosomal protein L7-B, putative. The record is from RefSeq and is a predicted model, not a curated record. The transcript has 7 exons. Gene Ontology annotation, biological process: maturation of LSU-rRNA from tricistronic rRNA transcript (SSU-rRNA, 5.8S rRNA, LSU-rRNA). The coding region runs from base 39 to 869 and encodes 276 amino acids. Gene Ontology annotation, molecular function: RNA binding; structural constituent of ribosome. Lineage: Eukaryota; Perkinsozoa; Perkinsida; Perkinsidae. Gene Ontology annotation, cellular component: cytosolic large ribosomal subunit.
UGCGCCCUGUUGAUCGAUUCGUCGCGCCGUCUGAAAGUAUGGGUAAAUCUAAGCAGCCCAAGGUAGCCGUCAAGAAGACGGAUAACGACCUCUAUAAGCCAGUGUUGCGACCCAAGAAUGAGGGAGAGAGUAUCAAGGUUGCCGAGGCCGUUAUCAAACGCAGGGACCGGAAUUUGAAGGCGUUGGCUGCCCGACAGCGCCGUGUGAAGGAGCAGAAGCUCGAGAAGAAGCGCCUAGGAAGAGCUGCUAAGAUGAUUUCGGCCAACUCCUUGGUCGUGAAGGCUCGGGAGAGGUUCAUGGACCGUAGAAGGGCCAAGGUGACCAAACAGAAGAACAAACGUAUGGCCGUCUUGGGCGACGUCAUCCCUGGCAGGGUCUUCCUUGUUGUCCGCAACGAUCGUCGAUCACCUUCAGCCACAGUGCUCAAGGCCCUCCGCAAGAUGGGUCUACGGAAGUAUGGUCACGCCAUGUUCCUCGAGGACUCUCUCGAGAACCGCGAACUCCUACGCAUAUGCGAAACGUUCGUGUACUACGGCGUCCCUUCCCCCAAGGCGAUAUCUGAUCUGCUUCAUAAGAAGGCUUACAUCCAGUCCAAGGCUGGUGAGGGCUACGAGUUGCUCACGAACAACUUGGUUAUUGAGGAGGCUCUCGGUGACAUUAACAUUCUUUCUGUGGAGGACAUCGUUGACGUUGUGAAGGCUGGCAAUGCUGGAGAGAGUCCUAAUCUCGAGAAGUUGAGGCGUGUACUCUCCCUGUUGGUAUCCUUCACCAUGGGUGAUGUUCGUAAGGCGGAUGUUAACGUGCCGACCUCUAAGAUAGUAUGGGGUUAUGUCAAGAGAAUGGACAACAUGCUCUACAAGACAUUGUAAAUUUAUUCCUACGCCACUCUCGUUUACCGUAACAACGACAACAAUCGCCGACGUAGUAACGUUUCUCUCCUUC